UUCCACCAUUGCUCUUUGUUUGGAUUGUUGAGACGACGCUUUUUCUUAGCUUUUUAGAAAAACAAUUGGAGAUCCCUUUUUAAAGACGGCCUUCCCAAUGAAGAUGAAACUAGUUGACCAGGUUGUACGUAGUUUUCGGGUGGCGAAAGUGUUUCGAGAGAAUACAGACAAAAUAAACAGUAUCGACUUUUCUCCGAACGGAGAAACCUUAAUAUCGUGCAGCGAAGAUGACCAAAUUGUAAUAUACGACUGCGAAAAAGGCACACAAGUCCGUACAGUUAACAGCAAAAAGUACGGGGUCGAUUUAAUCCAUUUUACACAUGCAAAAAACACUGCUGUACACAGCUCGACUAAGGUCGAUGAUACUAUUCGAUAUUUAUCUUUGCACGACAAUAAAUAUAUUAGAUACUUUCCUGGACACACAAAAAAGGUCGUUUCACUGUGCUUGUCGCCUGUAGAAGACACUUUUUUGUCAGGUUCACUGGACAAAACUUUACGAUUGUGGGAUCUACGAUCACCCAAUUGUCAGGGUCUUAUGCAUUUAUCUGGCAGGCCUGUGGCUGCUUACGAUCCUGAAGGCUUGAUUUUUGCUGCUGGAGUCAAUUCAGAAAGUAUUAAACUUUAUGAUCUGAGGUCUUUUGAUAAGGGACCCUUUGUAACAUUCAAAUUGACACAAGAAAAAGAAGCUGAUUGGACAGGUUUAAAGUUUUCAAGGGAUGGAAAAACCAUUUUGAUCAGUACAAAUGGAUCAAUAAUAAGAUUAAUAGAUGCUUUCCAUGGUACUCCAUUACAGACGUUUACAGGGCAUUUAAAUAAUAAAGGUAUUCCCAUUGAGGCAUCGUUUAGUCCAGAUUCUCAAUUUAUAUUUAGUGGAUCGACUGAUGGCCGUGUGCAUGUAUGGAAUGCAGAUACAGGUUAUAAAGUUUGCGUUUUAAAUGCUGACCAUCCUGGUCCAGUUCAGUGUGUUCAGUUCAAUCCUAAAUAUAUGAUGCUUGCUUCGGCUUGCACCAACAUGGCAUUUUGGCUACCAACUAUUGAAGACACAUAAAUUAAUCAAUUUAUCUUUUGGUGGAUUAUAUUAGUUUUCAAAGUGAGGUUAGGUUUAAAAACCGUGUUUUUUUACAAAAUUUGAUUGUACCUGUGUUUAAACUCUGAACGUCUGUGUACCAAGUUGUAAAUAAUUUUUUUAUUGGUAGGUUAGAUUUUUUAAUUUUUACUUGAAGUUAAUGAAAAUGUAUGUUUUGUAUCUACAUUAAAUUAUUUUUCUAUUAUUUUUGCAUUUUACUUGUCUAUGAAAAGUUGUUUUCUACAGGGUUUAAAAGGCAAAAGCUACAUUGUUUUUUUUUGAAAAAUUCUUGAUUAAUGUUAAACAUAUCAGAAAACUAGUAGCAAACUUUUAAAAAUAAUUGUUAGGGUGCCUAAAACCUAUUUUUAUUGAGUAAUCAAAUCUAUUUGGCAAAAAUAUUGGUGAAUGUGAUAUUUCUCUCUAGUUGACAUUAUCUUAUAUUUAUUAGAAAAGCAUACAUGUUCCUGUAUUUUAAACGAUGUUUAGAAUAUAUUGUGUAUCAGUAUUUAUUUGUGAUAGGUUUUAAACUUUUAAGUGGUGUUUUUCCCAUUUUAAAAUACUUACGUAAUGACUGAUUCAUCAAAUUUACUCUACAUUACAUUUUGUUUUUAUCUAUGCAUAGAUUAAAAAUAUAUAUGCUU
Messenger RNA from Brassicogethes aeneus, 1707 nucleotides. The record is from the annotation of a GenBank genome assembly. NCBI's taxonomy places the organism in Eukaryota, Metazoa, Arthropoda, Insecta, Coleoptera, Nitidulidae.